UUUUAAUAACAAUACUCUCUCCGUGUAGUGGAUUACAAUAAGAAAAGUAACACAUUUUCCCUCCUGAGUAUUAUUUUUAUUUUUUUUAGCAAAUUUAGAUCUACAUUGGAGAAAACCAUUAGUGAAUGCAGCUACGAAAUCUUUAGUAGUUGAAACAUUGGUAAAAUUUACACAUUUUUUGUACAUAUUACCAAAACUCGAUGGCACUCAGCGACGACUACCAGCAGCCCACAAACUCUACCAUCAAAGCACGAUUUUCGGAGCAUAUCCGGUCGCUCGACAACAAAAAAUUCGCGUCCGGGGUUAACGGAGAGUCAUUUUGUGUAUAAAAUUGCUUCAAAGUGAUUUCGUCCUCUUCCUUGCUGGAACCAUCGACGAAGAUAACGGUACGAACGUGGUAUACGAUAACUAUUUUAGCAGAUCCGAUGUUCCGCUGCACAAGCGACGAGGAGGGGCUGGUGGCUUCCGGUGCAAGAGCAACAACUGCGACACAGAAGAUUCAAAUCAAUUGUCGAUACAGCAGAAGAAAAAAAAUCCACCUGCAACCUAGGCCCAAACCAAGUCAGCUGCCUCUACUGUCAAUGCAUGUUUCCCUCGGACAACUUCAGGAGACUGCUAUCUCGUCGAAUGAAUUACUCAUGACAGAUUCCGCCGCGAAGGAGUAUUUUACUGACAUUGACCUCCAAGGGAGAGAUGUUAGAAAACAGAAAAGCAUGCAGCUUCCAUCGGGAUUACCAGUGAAAAUAGAAAUCAAGCUAUUCCAUGUGUUGAACGCGAUUGUUGCAUUUGGCAACGUAUUCGCGAUAGGGGCACCCGUGAUCAACGUGAACCACAUCAAGAAGAGCAAAGAGCGUACGACAUGCAUUAUCGAGGAUUUGUGUUUCGAUGUCCCAUCCGAGUAUGUACGACUUGGUUCCGAUUUCCAUCUUCAAAUCACCUUCGAAGUUGAGGAUGAAUUGAUGUAAUUUGCGAUUCGGGUCGCGUAGCGAGAACGACGAGGUGGAUAUAAGGGAAGCACUGAGAGUCCAACUGCCACUAACAUCAAACUUCUACGAAGGCGAUAAGCUGCGAAGGCUUGUAUGUUUGUUUGUAUUUUUACUCUCUAUUGUUUGACAUAUGAAUUUUUGGCGUAUUUGGAUUCUUUUCAACGGUUAAGUUAAUUCUAUAUUUUCUUUUCAAGUUUUGACUGUGCAUCUUUUUUUCAUUUUCUGGUGAAAAACACCUGCCGCACUCAAGGCCUUUUUCAUAACGAGACUCAAUUUUUGUUUUUUAACCACAUGGUUGAAGGUUCUGCCUAAGCUGUAGAGGAUGAGGAUGCCCGAAAAAGCAUGCUACUGAGUAUUGUAAUACAAAACUCACUCGUUAAAAGCCUACUGGAAAAGCUUUUCAAUAAUGAAAUAAAGAUAAAAAUAUUUCAACACAGCUUUUGAAAUAUAUAUUCAAAACAUAUUGUU
Toxorhynchites rutilus septentrionalis is the source of this 1454-nucleotide messenger RNA. Its product is annotated as ankyrin repeat domain-containing protein 13A-like. The transcript is spliced from 3 exons. The record is from RefSeq and is a predicted model, not a curated record. Lineage: Eukaryota; Metazoa; Arthropoda; Insecta; Diptera; Culicidae. The coding region runs from base 426 to 965 and encodes 179 amino acids.